UUAUUUUACCGCUACUAUUCCUUUCUGCAGAGUUUCUCCAAAACCGCUUCGAUGUUCUGCGCGCGUCCCACCAAUACGGUGACGCAUCCGUCUUUCAAAUCUUCUUCUGAAAUGCAAACCUCCAUUUCCCCUUUUCUCUCUCUUCACCCUCAGUCUCACUCGUUCCUUCCUUCCACGCGCCACACUCUCUCACUCUCCGCGCCACAAAGCUACGCGCCUCCCUCUCCGCCGCCGCUACUGAUCCACCCCAGACCGCCGCGUUUCGAUUAUGCCCCUUCCUACGAGACGCGUCCGAACUGUAUAUACCUCAAGCGCAGGAAGGUAGAACUUGCGCGCCAAGUGUUUGAUGAAAUUCCCAAACGAGACGUUAAUGCGUGGAGUACCAUGAUCACCGGUUUCGCGCGCAAUGGAAUGCUGAGGGAAGUUUGGGAGUACACGAGGUUGAUGUUAGAGGAAGGAAUAAAUCCAAAUUUGGUGGUAAUGACAGUUAUUCUUGAUGUCAUAGGAAAAUUUGGUGGUCGAAAUUUAGGUAGGGAGGCUCAUGGUUUUGUGUUGAAGAUGAAUAUUUAUUACAAGGAAUUGUCGAUUCAAUCGGCGUUGAUUGAUAUGUAUUGGAACUGUGGUGAUGUUGGCUCAGGGAGCCGGGUUUUGUAUAGUGUGAUGAAGAGGUAUGGUGAUUGUUGGAUUGGAUUGAUGUCGGGUAGACUUGAGGUGGAAAUGAGGUCUAUUGUUCGGUUGAAGAGGUUCCGGCCUGGUGCUGUUGCGGUUGCUUCUUUGCUUCCGAUUUGUGCACAAUUGAGGGCUCUGAAGCAAGGGAAGGAGAUUCAUGCUUAUGCUUUGAGACAUUGGCUUCUGCCUAAUGUGCCGAUAGUGUCUUCCUUGAUGGUGUUGUACUCCAAGUGUGGCAUGAUUGAGUAUUCCUUGAGAUUGUUUGAUGGAAUGGAACAGAAGAACGUGGUUUCAUGGACUGCCAUGAUUGAUUCGUGUGUUGAAAAUGGACAUUUGUGUGAAGCAACUGGUGUCAUGAGGUCAAUGGUAUUGACAGAGCAUAGACCGGAUACAGUUACCGUGGCUAGGAUGUUGCGUGUUUGUCAGGAGCUGAAAGUUUUAAAGCUUGGGAAGGAGGUUCAUGGGCAGGUAUUGAAAAGGGGGUUUGUGUCGGUCCAUUAUGUUGCUGCCGAACUGAUUGAUAUGUAUGGAAUUUGUGGAUAUGUUGAUAAGGCGAAGUUGGUGUUUCGUGCAAUUCCUGUAAAAGGUUCAAUGGCAUGGAGUGCUCUUAUAAGGGCCUAUGGGUACAAAGAAUGGUAUCAAGAAGCAGUUGACCUUUUUGAUAACAUGAUAUCAAAUGGUUGCUCUCCAAACCGCUUCACUUUUGAAGCUGUUCUAUCUAUUUGUGAUAGAGCUGGAUUUGUUGAAGAUGCUUUUAGGAUAUUUGAUUUGAUGUCCAGAUAUAAAAUUGAUGCAUCCGAGGAACACUGCACUUGCAUGAUUCGACUUCUUACCCGCUAUGGCAAACUAGAUGAGGUUCAAAGAUUUGUUGAAAUGAGUUCUUCCUUAUAGCUGAGGGCGAGAGGCAAGACUAUCCAGAUUUGUGUCCUUGCAAGCCAGUGAUUAUUCCUCCAAAAGAAGUCUCAAUAAUUUACCCUCAAAGAAAUUGUCACCUGGUGAUUAUCUC
Messenger RNA from Glycine soja, 1675 nucleotides. Its product is annotated as pentatricopeptide repeat-containing protein At1g71460, chloroplastic-like. Gene Ontology annotation, molecular function: RNA binding; protein binding. The record is from RefSeq and is a predicted model, not a curated record. The transcript is spliced from 2 exons. NCBI's taxonomy places the organism in Eukaryota, Viridiplantae, Streptophyta, Magnoliopsida, Fabales, Fabaceae. Gene Ontology annotation, biological process: RNA modification. Bases 52 to 1560 code for a protein of 502 amino acids.